AUGGAGAAACACAGAUCGCUCAUCCUCGUCCAGGCGUCACUGGUAUACGUCUGCAUUCUCUACCUCAUAUCCAAGCGUCACCAGUGUCCAUCUUUUACUCCCUCGGCCCACGAUCGGUCCGCGAUAAUACCCUCUCCGCGCACCAUUGAGGCACAACAGCCUGAAAAGUUCAGAUACGUCGACGACGAGCAGACAGGAACCCCAAGUCGGGCCCCACCUGACGAGUACGCCCGUCUCGCCAAAGCCACCUCCCACAUGGCCUGCAUCCUCAACCCCUCCAACCCCUCAGCCAACCGCAUGUCAUGCGCGCCCAUCAACACUCGAUACGGCUACUUGACAGCAGGGAAGGGCCUUUCCGCUCCCGAGAAGAAGCAACACUUCUUCGCCUGGAACCUACGGCAGUGCGUUUACCUGCUGCUGCGCCUGUUGGGCUCGCUGGUAGGGGCCAUCCGCUUCCUCGGUCUCGAGCAUUGCGCCGUCAGCAUCGUCGCGGGCAACUCCAACGACGGCACGCUCGAGGUGCUGAAGCUUCGCGAAGGCGAGCUGAAGGCGCUGGGGGUCGAGAAGCUGUCCAAGCUGCAGGCGAUGGCGCUCGAGCCGGUGAUGGGGUCAACAGCGAUUCUCGAGGGGCAGCCGACGGAGGGGGAGGACGAGAUAGGGAUGACGACUUACUUUGUCACACCGGCCAUUCCCGCCGGGCUUCCACCGACGCGAAAUGCAAUGAUAACCUUCAUCAACGACGUGUCUGCGUGCGCCGAGGAUAUCAUGGAACGGAUACACCAAAGGUCCUUCCAAUUAGCCAACAUGCCAACCGCACAAUCCAGAUGGCCCCCCAUCUUCUACCACGUCUGGAUCGCCUGCUCCCUGACUGGCGACCUCCUCUUCGACAUAUCCGCCGCCACGGGGUCAUGGGAGCGCUCCAUGACCCUCUUCUUCGACCACCCGCCCUCCCAGGCCCGCUUCAACGCCGACUGCCCACCCAGGUUCUCUCCCGCUGGAACGGCACCGUCGCCAUGGCCGCGGCGCCCCUUGUGAGUGGCGAGGGCGGGUUCCGCUGGCCGCGGAUGCGCGAGUGCUACCAGGGCGGAUCUGUGGUGGGCGGGACACGGCAAGAUUGUGGUUGUGCCCGGGGUGAAUCUGGAAUAUACCGAUCACAGGGGGACGGUGGGUGAAGCAGGAGCGGGGGUAUGCGAGUGACUUUGUGGCAGGGGUCAUGGAUGCGCGGCGGGAGAGGAUCGUCUGGGAGUAGAAGCCGCCCGAGAUGGUCAAAUGCGUGCCCGAGUUUACGCAGCGGCGGUGGUUGCCUUGGAACUGGAAGGUGCCUUAGCGUUU
Molecule: messenger RNA, 1332 nt
Organism: Parathielavia appendiculata
Lineage: Eukaryota; Fungi; Ascomycota; Sordariomycetes; Sordariales; Chaetomiaceae
Product: glycosyltransferase family 69 protein
Exons: 4
Coding region: 1-1035 (344 amino acids)
Source: RefSeq, a predicted model, not a curated record